AUGAAGGACAUGCUUUUUGCACUCCCUUUGGUUACUGCCUCUUGGGUGGGUGUUACUGCGGCUAGUUCAGAUAGAGCCACUGGCACGACACAGCCGAAGUGGUUCCAGACGUCUCCCCAGAGUUAUCAAGGUCCAACUGCCACCGGCUCUGCACCUUUCCUCGCCGAAACGAAUCCAGCUUUCUCCAGUCAUGGGGCGUAUAUUGCCAAUGACCCUUUAGUGACAGAUCAACCUAUAUCAGGAGCGCAUGGGCGCAACAUCUUCCACCAUGCUGGUAACCUGAGUCCCUAUUUCUCCUCAGAAGAUGGCUUCGGGGUCGACGAAUAUCCCCUUCCGGCUGGAGCAAACAUCACCCAAAUGCAUAUGCUGCAUAGGCACGGUUCCCGAUAUCCUUCUUCGUCGGAGGGGUUUCCGUCCUGGGCCGAGGGGAUCAAGAACUCUACGACUGCCGGCAACCGCUUCAAGGGCGCUCUAUCGUUCCUCAAUGACUGGAGCUAUGGCCUUGGGGCUGAAAUACUUGUUCCGAAGGGUCGCCAAGAGCUGUUUGAUAGUGGGGUCCUGAAUUAUUACAACUAUGGGCAUCUUUACAAUGAAAGUCUUGGCCACAAGCUCGUGGCACGCACGACGACACAGGAUCGCAUGCUGAAAUCGGCGGAGAACUUUCUUGCUGGCUUCUUCGGCCUGGAUUGGACUAGCAAGGCCAACCUACUAGCAAUGAUCGAAAGUGUAGGAUUCAACAACUCUCUUGUUGGAACAUAUUCCUGCACCAAUGCUAUGACCGUCAUGGCCAACUCAUCAAUCUAUGAACCCAUGUACCAAUGGAUCAACAUAUACCUCAAGGAGCGUACUACGGUGCUGAAAGAGCUUUCCGGGUCCUAUAACUGGACCACUACUGAUUCACACAAUGCUCAGUCUCUCUGCGUAUACGAGACGAUUAGCUUUGGCUACAGCCAAUUCUGCCAGCUUUUUACUUAUAAAGAGUUUGAACACUUCAGCUACGCGUACGAUCUCAUGUUUACUGCCAUGGUGGGAUUUCAGAAUCCGGCCGGACGCGCCCAGGGAAUCGCGUGGGUCGAGGAGUUCCUCGCCCGAGUGGAAGGCCAUGUCCUACAGACAACCGGCACAAAUGCCAACAUGACCUUGGCCACUAAUCCAGUUACGUUUCCGGUAGACCAGAAUCUCUAUCUUGACUUCACACAUGACGCUGAUAUCUUCGCGACGCUUACGGCAUUCGGAUUCGGACAAUUUGCCCAGUUUUUGCCUCCGACGGGCCCUCCAAAGAAUCAGCAGUUUUCCACCAGCAAGGUUGUUCCUUUCGCUGGUCGCACAAACAUUGAGAUUAUAAGAGCACCUCAUAAGGUAUCAACGGAGCGAUCCCGAAACGAGACCCACGGCGUCUACCUGAAAGACACGAAAGACACAUAUUACGUUCAUUUCCUUCAAAAUCAGCGAACUCUUCCUCUCCAUGCCAGCUUCCCUGAGUGUGAAUAUCGAGAUGACGGAUGGUGUGAGCUUGACACGUUCUUGAAGGUACAAAGAAAGAGCUUGGAGAGGUCCCAGUUUGAGUACGCAUGUUUCGGGGACUGGAGUACUCCAGCUUAUGGGGAUGUUACAGAUGGAGUGCCUCCGCGGGACUAA
Molecule: messenger RNA, 1638 nt
Organism: Aspergillus bombycis
Lineage: Eukaryota; Fungi; Ascomycota; Eurotiomycetes; Eurotiales; Aspergillaceae
Product: histidine phosphatase family protein
Exons: 3
Coding region: 1-1638 (545 amino acids)
Molecular function (GO): acid phosphatase activity
Source: RefSeq, a predicted model, not a curated record